GCUUGUAGGGAAUUUGUGUUGCAAGAUUUGUCCUAUACAAUUUAAGAACAAAUUUUUUGCCAAAAAUGGUUUUUGCAAUGAUUAGACCCAGUUGUAUAUUUCUUCGGACUAGCAUAGCAUCUAAAAAUAAUUGCAAAAAAUUGGACCUUUCUAAAAUAUGCUCAGUAAAUUUUUCCAUAAAAGCUGAUAUUCCUCAGCCGGAGGAAGAAGUGUCAAAGUUAUUACCACCUAUAGGAAAUGGAAAGGUGUUUAAAACUGCAGAAGAAGCUAUAUCAGAUAUGCCAGAUGGUGCUAAACUUCUGGUUGGUGGAUUUGGACUUUGUGGCAUUCCCGAAAAUUUAAUUGCAGCAGUGUUGAAACGAGGUUCCAAAGAUUUAACUGUUAUUUCAAAUAAUGCAGGGGUUGAAGACUUUGGAUUAGGCAUACUUUUAAAGGAAUACAGGAUUAAGAGAAUGAUUGCUUCGUAUGUUGGUGAAAAUCCUGAAUUUGAGAAACAAUAUCUUGCUGGUAAAUUAGAAGUUGAAUUAACUCCACAGGGUACAUUGGCAGAACGUAUUCGAGCAGGAGGAGCUGGUAUUGCAGCUUUUUAUACUCCCACAGCAUAUGGAACAAUAAUUCAAGAGGGUAAUGUUAUUGUGAAAUAUGAUGAAAAUGGAAAUGCAGAAAUAUCUGGAGAACCAAGAAAUGUAGCACAAUUCAAUGGCAGAAACUAUGUCUUAGAAACUGCUAUUACGGGAGAUUUUGCACUUGUGAAAGCCUGGAAAGCAGAUAAAGCUGGCAAUUUAAUCUUUAGGAAAUCAGCCAGAAAUUUUAAUCCUGUAAUGUGCAAAGCAGCAAAAAUUACUGUUGCUGAAGUAGAAGAAAUUGUAGAUAUUGGUCAACUCGAUCCUGAUCAUAUUCAUUUACCUGGUAUUUUUGUGCAUAGAAUCAUUAAAGGUCCUACAUAUGAAAAACGAGUAGAGAAAAGAUAUACAAAACAAAAUAUGAAAAAGCCCAAAAAGGUAACACCAGCAGGUAAAGCAAGAGAAAGAAUUAUCAGACGAGCUGCAUUAGAAUUUAAGGAUGGAAUGUUUGCCAAUUUAGGAAUUGGUAUACCUAUGCUGGCAUGUAAUUACAUUCCUAAGAAUAUAAAAGUGACAUUGCAAUCCGAAAAUGGUAUCCUUGGUUUGGGUCCAUUUCCAGAUGAGUCAGAUGUUGAUCCAGAUUUAAUAAAUGCUGGAAAAGAAACAGUCACAGUCCUUCCAGGAGCCUCUUUCUUUAGUAGUGAUGAAAGUUUUGCAAUGAUACGAGGAGGUCAUGUUAAUUUGACGAUGCUUGGUGGUAUGCAAGUAUCGGAAAAUGGUGAUUUGGCUAACUGGAUGAUUCCAGGAAAGGUGGUAAAAGGAAUGGGAGGAGCAAUGGAUUUAGUUUCUUCUGAAAAUACCAAAGUGGUAAUCACUAUGGAACAUAAAGCUACAGAUGGAAGUCCAAAAAUAUUGAAAAAUUGUACUUUACCCCUUACAGGUCAACAAUGCGUUGAUCUAAUAAUUACGGAUAUGGCAGUGUUUGAAGUGCUUAAAGGUGAAGGGUUGAAAUUAAUUGAAAUUGCGCCUAAUAUUGAUAUCAGCGAUAUUGUUGGCUCUACAGGUUGUGAAUUUUCGGUGGCUGAUGAUCUUAAAGAAAUGGAACAAGUAAACUUAGAGGAUUGCCAAUAGAAUACGUCCUAAACUACUUAAAUUAUCAGAAAACAAAAUUAAAAUGUUUGUUUCAUUUAAACUUAAUGGGAAU
Eufriesea mexicana is the source of this 1767-nucleotide messenger RNA. RefSeq names its product Succinyl-CoA:3-ketoacid CoA transferase (gene SCOT). The record is from RefSeq and is a predicted model, not a curated record. Gene Ontology annotation, molecular function: succinyl-CoA:3-oxo-acid CoA-transferase activity. Gene Ontology annotation, biological process: ketone body catabolic process. The coding region runs from base 66 to 1694 and encodes 542 amino acids. Gene Ontology annotation, cellular component: mitochondrion. Lineage: Eukaryota; Metazoa; Arthropoda; Insecta; Hymenoptera; Apidae. The transcript is spliced from 8 exons.